This is a messenger RNA of Corylus avellana, 1868 nucleotides long. NCBI's taxonomy places the organism in Eukaryota, Viridiplantae, Streptophyta, Magnoliopsida, Fagales, Betulaceae. The record is from RefSeq and is a predicted model, not a curated record.
UGCAUAUUUGCUUUCAAAUGCAUGGGCAUCUCAUAUUUCUUAUUGUUUGUGGCUUUCGCCGUAGGCCUUGGAGAAGGCCACUAGAAUGUUGGGUGUGAUGAAUUACGGUGUGGAGGCGGUGGCCCAGCCAUUCGAUUUCCCUUCCGACUUAACAGUCAGCCACAUCACUUUGGAUGGCCUGGGUUUAAUCUAUCCUGUACUGAUACAAAACAUAUGGUGCUCGAGCUGCCAACUUCUUUGAAGUUCUUUGUGAAAAAGAUUGACUAUAAAUCUCAGGUAAUUGAAAUACAUGACCCAUAUCAUUGCUUUCCAAGACAGCUUCACCAACUCAAUUUGUCUUCCUCUCCUUUCCUGAUCAAAAAAGAGUUUUUCAUGAUGGACUACGCCUUAUUCAAUUGUUCCUCAACAGAAACACAAGCUGACUAUGCCAUCUCUUGUCUUAGUGGCCCAAGCCAUGAAGUUCGUGCCUUCUUUAAGGACGAUGACAUAACCGAUUUGCCCAUAGCAUCUUGUAAAAAGAUGUAUACUCUUCCAUCAAUUCCCAUUUCGACUAAGACUCUGAUUUUUAGGGGCCAACAUUCGGUAUCAAAGGAAAUCGGUGAUGAUAAAACUCUGCAAUUGAAUUGGUCCAGACCAGUUUGCAGCGAGUGUGAAGAGAAGGGCAUGCGAUGUAGAUUGAGGAAUAAUAGCAAUGAAUCAGAAACAGAGUGCUUUCCUAAACAUGCUAAAGGUCUAUUAUCGAAGUUAAAGAUUCCUGGCAUCAUCUUAGGUUCAUUUCUAUUAGUACGUAGUAGCAGUCUUUGCUCUUUACCGCCUUUAUAGCUAUGAUAAAGCAGAAAAACAAAAUCAAGCAAAGAUCAAAACAUUUUUGGAGGAUUACAAAAAUUUCAAGCCCACAAGAUUCUCGUAUGCCGAUAUUAAAAGGAUUACAAAUCAAUUUGUCGAGAAGUUAGGCGAAGGAGCAUUUGGAACAAUAUUCAAAGGAAAGCUUUCAAAUGAAAUUCAUGUUGCGGUGAAGAUGAUCCUAAACACUUCCAAAGAAAAUGGUGAAUAAUUCAUAAAUGAAGUAGGAACGAUGGGUAGGAUCCACCAUGUUAAUAUAGUUCGCUUGGUUGGCUUCUCUGCAGAUGGAUUUCGACGAGCUCUAGCUAGUUUAUGAAUUCUUACCGAAUUAUUUAUUAGAUAAGUUCAUAUCUUCAACAGACACUAAAAAUCGUUUUCUUGGUUGGAACAAACUGCAAGAUAUUGCUAUUGGCAUAGCAAAAAGUACUGAUUAUCUUCAUGAAGGGUGCAACCAACAAAUCCUCCAUUUUGAUAUCAAGCCUCAUAAUGUUUUGCUAGAUGCAAAUUUCAAUCCAAAAUUUUCUGAUUUUGAUCUUGCCAAGUUGUGCUUCAAGGAUAAGAGUGCAGUGUCCAUGACCACAGCCAGAGGGACCACGAGAUAUAUUGCACCAGAAGUGUUCUCUAGGAACUUUAGAAAUGUUUCUUAUAAAUCCGAUAUCUAUAGUUUUGGAAUUUUAUUGCUUGAAGUGGUUGGAGGGAGGAAAAAUGUUGACAUUACAGCGGAGAAUACUAGUCAAGUUUACUUUCCAGAAUGGAUCUACAAUUUCUUAGAACAAAAAGAAGACCUACGAGUCGUUAUUAAGGAUGAUGAAAAUGCUGAAAUUGCCAAAAAACUUGCAAUUGUUGGACUUUGGUGCAUCCAAUAGCACCCAACAAAUCGCCCUUCCAUGAAAGUUGUCAUUCAAAUGUUGGAAGGAGGGCAUGAAUUAACUAUGCCUCCUAAUCCAUUUGCCUCAACAAGUACCACAAGAAUGAAUCUAAACCAAAAGUUAGAUGUCAUCUCAGAACAAGAAUAAUGGUCAAAC